Moneuplotes crassus is the source of this 511-nucleotide messenger RNA. The record is from the annotation of a GenBank genome assembly. Lineage: Eukaryota; Ciliophora; Spirotrichea; Euplotida; Euplotidae.
UUUCUGCAGGAUUUAAUACUUAAUGAAUUUUUACUAAUGAAACUUUAAAAUCUUUUCCUUUCUCUCAAUAAUACACCCUCAGUUCUUUCAUAAACAUAUGUGAAUUUUGCUGUCCAGAAUUUAGCAUGAUAACGAUUGUUUUCCAGAAUCUCAUUAUUAUAUAGCCUUAACACCCCUAAUUUCACUAAUUCAAGAGAUAUCCCAAAAUGUUGUUUCAGCUGAAAGCAGAUAUCCUCGAUUCAGGAGAACUCUAGAAUGUUCUCUCCCAGAACUAUCAGGAAACAAUCUGAAAAUACUUUGCAGAUGGGAUACACCACACUGACUCAAAACUUCAUUGCUCCAAGUGGUAGAAGGGAUAAUGCACAGGAGAUGAAGAUACCUAUGAGGAAAAGGCGCAACAGGUUCAGAAUAUUCUCUCAAAAGAAUAGACAACAAGAAAGAAACGAUCAACUCAGAAUUCGUAAAUUACAAUCUAUUAAGAUCUCGCCUCAAAACAUGAGAGUUAAGAUAA